Messenger RNA from Ruditapes philippinarum (Manila clam), 1469 nucleotides. Its product is annotated as E3 ubiquitin-protein ligase rnf213-alpha-like. Lineage: Eukaryota; Metazoa; Mollusca; Bivalvia; Venerida; Veneridae. Gene Ontology annotation, molecular function: ubiquitin-protein transferase activity; ATP hydrolysis activity. The record is from RefSeq and is a predicted model, not a curated record. The transcript is spliced from 6 exons. Bases 1 to 1446 code for a protein of 481 amino acids.
AUGUUUUCUACCUAUAAUUAUGUUACAGAUAAUGACCAGAAAAAUGUCAAAAUAUUGAAGAAAGAGUGUGUACACAUUUUGGAAGAAGCAGUGGCAGUUAUUGACGACAGGGUUUGUAAGUUGAAUGAUGGCUCAAUCACCAUUUUGGACUUGGAAUUGUUGGCGUCAAGAGAGCAGACAUUCUCAGAGUUGGCAGAAGUUGUUUGCCCAGAAAUAGAGUUUGCAUCUGUAAGUAAAGGGAUAAAGUUGAGACAGAGAGAAGUAAAAGCUUUCAAGAUUCAAGCUGAAGAAAUGUCAACAUUAGCAAGUCUCUGUCAACAGUUUACAAAUGUGGACAUAAGAUGUGUUGCUGACAUAUUGCAAAAGCAGAAGGAUAUAACUAGACAUUCUGUGUGGGAAUUCUGUGUACCAGCUGAUGAAAAAAGCAUUGAGGAAAUUGAACAACAUGUACCUAAAUUAUGUGCAUUUGAUUUGCCACAGACUGUGUUAGAUAUGGUGCCACUGCUUCAUGUUUACAGCAAAAGUAGAACAUUUAUAAAUUUAUGGCAAGACAAGUGUGUUGAAGUUGUAGAUGGAUGUGUUUCUUUGGAACAUGUUGUACAAAAAGUUUGGACUCCUGUUAAAGAGAGCUUGGAUGAAAUGUCAGUGAGAAUCCAGAGUGGUGAAAUCCAGUUUAGAGAGUUUGAGAAACGACUUGGAAAGAUGUAUGGAGACGAUUAUGGGAAGAUGGAGGCAGAGCUAAACAAUAUGAAUGUCGAAGACAUCAAACUUAGACUGGAUCAGUUGAAGAAAUACAGACAGUUGAGCACAUGUGUGGAAGGAGCCAAAACUAUCCUUGAAUUUGCGCAGGAAUACAAUUUGAAUGGAGACUUUGAUCAGAUGGAAGUGAUUGCCACACAAAGUGAUAAUGACUUAGAAAUGAGGUCAUUUGAUGACAGUGUGAUGAAAGUGUGCAGCUUUUUGUCUGAUAUGACACCAGCUCGAGGGGCAUGCCUGAAAACAUUUGUUACCUGUGAACCACUUGUUAAAUGGCUGAAAACAUCAAUGGAAAAAGAGGGAUUAAAGGAAUUGAAGGUGUUUGUUGACUUGGCCAUUAUGUCAGCUGGUGAAGAGGGAUUGAACAUUGCCAGAGUUCAGUGUCUGCACUCUGCAGUAACAGGAUAUGCCCCACUUAUAUUUGACCUUCAACCCACUUCGGGUUAUGAACAUCUACUAAAACUCUGUUCUUUUGUGUGGAAAGAGCUUGAUGCAAAUCCAAAUUUGCCAGCACAACUGAAAGAUACAAACCAUAAUCUAGAAUGGUUUAAAGAAAUCAAGAAAGCUCAUGGUUCUGUAGAGGUUACCUCCCUUAUGCAGGUUGAAGCUAUCAAUGCAAAAGGAGUAUUUACAGUUGGUAAAAAUGUUUGGAAUAAUGAGUCUUCUCUUGGAACAUUAUUGGUAUGUUGAUAUAGAUAUUUUGAACUUAAAGC